AUGAGAGAGAACGUACCCAGCCCGUACACAACGAACCCAAUGCCACCAAAGUCUUCGCCAGAAAAGUCGCUCAUCAAAGGGCAAUUUCACAAGCGGAUGCAAUCUUUGCAGAACGCAGACACCCGGUCUGAGUUUCUGAACUACCUAGAGAGUAGGUCACCGGAGAGGUCUUUACGAGCAUCAAUUAUGGACUCCUCCACUCGGCCAGAAGAAAAGAGCCCAACGAAGUCAACCAGUUCCUUAAACAGAGACUCAGACAAGGAUGCUCCGAACCUGCUAAUCUCAAAUCGGUACCUCUCCAAACCUAUUCUCGGAGAGAGCACGCCCCCUUCUGCCACGAUGUUGGCGCUUCAGAAUAUGCAGCUGCCUGAUGAGGGCGGACCUCAGCCUAAGCAUAGCGAACCCGACCCUUUUACAACACCGAAACGUCCAAGCGUCCACAGUCUCGAAACCCUUUCUAGCCAAAUCAUCAGUCUCACGGAAAUUGCCAGCAAUCUCCAACGUGAAAUGGCUCAGUUGAGUCGACGAAGCAAAGACAAUGCCACCGAUUUGAUCAGUCUUAAAGCCGCCACCAACGCUCGAGACGAAGAUAUUAGGAAAAGUCUCCGCGACCUGUCCUCAAGUUUGGCCGCAAAACUCCUAGACCCUGAUACUGCCACAAGGUGGGAUUUCAGUUCUCUCCUAGGUUCUGACCAGAAUAUUAACAACAGCGAAUCGGAUAGUUCGCCUCGUUCUUCGAGGAAGAGUUUUUCUGCGCAACGGAUGCCCAGUCCGAACCCCUUCGCUGCAGCAAUGGAACGUGAACUAUGCGUGUCCCCUACUCCCAUAUCUGAUGGAUCAGCCAGCAUAGCAUUGCUGGAGAAAGUCCUUCGAGAAAUGGCCACCAAGGAAGGCCAAGAGAAGCUCCUAGACCUCGUUGAUGAGAUCAAGUCACGGCCCUUGGAAGACUCUUCCGACAGGCAAUCGGAUAGCACUAUCGUAAAGAUGCUGGAAGAAAUCCUCAAUUUGGUGAAAGAGGGCUCAGAAAGCAAAGCCUUGGUUCGCUCACGGGCCGUUCCGCCGCAAAGGAGUGCCAGUUUCCAUGCUACUGAUUCUAAGACUGCGGAUGCCGAAAAAGUACACGGAUCGGACAUGGAAAUCAUCCAGAACGAGAGUGGACCUCUUGCCGAACGCCCGAACCAACAGCUAGACAAUUCCAUCGCGAAGGAAAUGCUGGCAAUAAUGCAGCGCGUAAAGACCAGUGUCAUUGAAGGAGGUGGGAUGACCAAUGAAGUUAAAGCGCUGGUCCGAGAAUUGCGAGGACAAGUUUUGGGAAUGGGACGAGACCUUGCCCGAAGACUUGAGGAAAUAGAGCAUAUUCGCUCUGCGGGGGACGACGAACCCAAGGCGCCCAGCAAAGACGAGAUCGCUGCCAUCGUCGAGCAAAGCCUUCAAGAGCUGAAGAACCAACUAUCACACAUAAUGAAUGAGCAUAGACAACAUGCCUCAGCGUUGUCGGAGUUUCGAUCAGCAAUGGAUGGCGCCGAGAUCUAUUCUAUUGUGAAGAGAGUCAUUGAAGAGCACUCCAUGUCCCAGCCUCAGGAACCUGGUCUUCAGAGAGAUGAGAUACUGGAAACGGUCAGGGAAGCCUGGGAGACGUACAAGCCCGAAAUUGAACUUCAAAAUUUUGGUCUUGAACGCGACGAGAUUCUAGAGUGCUUGAGCGAAGGGCUCAAGGCAUACCAGCCGCAACGUGAACAAGCCGUGACUUAUGAUCAAGUUUUGGCCGUUGUUCAGGCAGGAGUUCAGAGUUUCGAGCAGCCUCCAAUAGUUACCAAAGACGAAAUCGCCCAGACCAUCCGCGAAUGUCUGAAAGAACACACUCAGCAGACUGCCGAUCGGCACCUUCGUCACGAUGACCUGGCUGCUGUACGGGACGAGAUACUUCAGGCAGUUACCGAAUCAUUUGCCUCCCAGAGCGCUCUGACCAGAGAAAGUUUAGAGUUGGGUCUUGGUCGCGAUGAGAUAUUGACUGCCCUGUCGGAAGGCUUGGAGACCUAUUUCAACGCAGCCAAAGAAACAGAGCCGGUCCACAUCACGAAAGACGAUGUCAUCAACGCGAUAAAUGAUGCGUUUGCUGCCCAGAACUCAGCCAUUAGCACGAAAAUUGAGUUAGAUAUCUCGCGGGAAGAAAUUUUGGCCGCAAUUGCAGAGGGCCUGGAGAGUCAAAACUCGAUGAUUAGGGAGAUUGAGCUCAAUAAGGAGGAUUUGAUGGAGGCAAUAUCGGCCGGCCUUCAAGAAGCCCUGAGCUCGGUGAAUCUCAACGCCGGGGAGCAGGCUUUGGAACGCUUUCAGGAACUCGUCCAGGAAAUCAAAGACAAUGUCCAACAGCAGGCUCUUGCCGGCGAGAAAAGCAGUGAGCAGGUGCUCGAAGCAAUCAAGGACGGCCUAGCUGCUGUGAAGCAAGCGGUCGAAGGAUACGCUGCAACUGCCGUGGAAGCUUCCGGCAAACAUGAAAUCAUGGACACGGUCAAGGAAGGUUUCCGAUUGCUCCACGCCGACAUGGAAAAGACCAUCGCGGAUGCUGCCCUAUCUAACAGCCGAGGGGUUAAUCCGGACACUCCUGAACUUCUUGAUGCUAUGGAGAAGGAAUUUGAGCACCUUCGGCAAACCUUGAGCUCUCUCCUCAUUCGCACCAAUGUCUCCAGCGACAAAGACGAGAUUCUCGACGCCAUUCGCGAUGCAUCGGAAAGCCAGAAGGUCCCAAGCGUAGAUGACAUCGCCAAAGUCAUCAAGGAAGAGUUCGAUAGUAUUCGUGAGACUAUGACAACAAGCCUUGUUCCCAUACAGCCCAAGUCCGGCAAUGACGAGAUUGUCGCGGCUCUCCGGGAAAGCCUCGAAGCGUUCCGUGAAUCAAACAACCAAACUAAAGAUAGCGGGGACAGUGUCUCAUUCUCAACUGGUGAAGUCAUUGAGGUCCUCAAUGAUGGCGUGGCUACAAUUCGGGGUGAUCUAUCUAAACUUCUCGACCGGCCUGAGCAGAUUGAUUAUUCCGAACUUCUCGAUACUCUGAAAGAAGGACUUAGCAGCCUGAAGGCGGAUGUAGAAUCAUUACGUCAGUCACAGGAUGAGUCAAGGGAGCCUGAACCUACCCGAGGCGGAGAAUUGAUGCUUGCAAAUGAGCCGAAUAUCAGCAGCGACAUCGAAGCCCUCAAAACCCUCAUCACCGAGCUACAGAUCAAGGUCGAUGCCAUAGAGUCUGCUCCGCGUGCACCGGAACCGUCAGAAGAUGUUCUAAAAAAAGAGCAUCUGGACGAGGUAGUUGCCGGCCUACACGAACUCCAAAGCUCCGUGGCCGGUAUUGUAGCUCGGGAAAAUCCGGUGGAUGACUUGACAGCGAAGAAGGAGGAUACAGACGCCAUUGAAACACUACUGCGAAACACAAAAUCCCAGCUUGAUGAGCUGAAAUUUCCAGCCCUAGACGAAAUCGCGAAGGCGGAGCAGCUGGAUAGUCUCGAAGUCAUCGUCCACGAGGCAAAGGAAGCGAUCACUGGACUUUCUGCUCGCCUAGAAGCCGAAGGACCAACCAAGUCAGAGAUUGGUACCCUGGAGACUCUUCUGAAGGAUAUGUGGAUCGCCUUUGAUGAGCUCAAAAGCAAAGAUUCGGAAGGUGAACCUGAUACUGAAAAGCUCGUCAAAUCGGAUUUGCAAACAGUGGAAGCCAUGAUAUUCGAGGUGAAGACUCAGGUGGAAGAACUGAAGCUUCCUGAUGUUGAGACACUACCAACAAAGACAGACAUCAAGGAUUUGUCAAUGCUUGUGACGGACUUCAGAGAAAAAGUAGAAGCCGAGAACGAGUUAACAGCGCAAGGGUUCGAAGCCAGAAAGGUCGAACACGCCGGGCUUGCGGAGAAAAUUGACGAGGCGAGGGCCGUGGUCGAAGGACUCGGCGACGAGCUAAAGAGCAAGCUAGACGGCAGUUCCGAAGGACUUUCCGAGCUCAAGAAACUCUUGGAAGGCUUGGCUGCUUCUGCUGAAAGCUUUACGACCGUAGAAAGCAUCCACGAACUCACAGAACUCAUCAACCGGGAAUUUGAGCGUGUUCGUGGUGAACAAGACGCGGGCAAGCUUGAAAUGGAGGAACGUGACGCCGCUGCCCUUGUCAAACAUGAUGAGGUUCGAGCAGCCAUCAUUGUGGAGCUGGGUGCAAAAUUUGAUGAGAAACUCGGCGAAGUCAUGGCCAAGUAUGAUGAAGUCCACAAUUCAAUCGGCUCGAAGUUCACUGAAGCUGAGGAACGAGACAACGCGCACCUGGAAGCUAUCACAACCACCAAGGCCCUUGCCGAAGACAUAAAGCUCGUCAUUGGCGCCAUGGGCGAUAGCGUUAAUGAAACGUGUGAACGCAUCAGCUUGGACACAAAGGCUUUCUUCGAAAAGGUCGGCGAGUCCUACACCAAGAUAGAGGAGAUGCACAACGAGGUGAAGACACACCACGAGCAAGCUCGGUCCGACUUUGAACGAGCAGUCGCGGCCACUGAUCGCGUGGAGAGCCGGCUGCAUGAGUUCCAUCCGCAGGUCUUGGAGUCGAUACAGGAAAUUCUCUCCAUCGUCGGAAAGCACUAUGAUCAUUCUCAAAAGGCGACGGAGGAUAUCAAGAUGGACCUUUCCAUUCUUCCUUCGACAAUUCCAUCAAUGCUUCCAGCUCUUCCACCACCUGAGCCGGAGAAGUACGAUGACACUCGGGUCCGCGAGAAACUAGACAGCCUCUUGGAACAUGCAAAGAACAACAAGGUGCAAGAGGCACUCGACAUUCUUGUUGAACGUGUGACCAACAAUCAAGUGCAUGAGAAGCUUGAUCAGUUGCUCAGUCAGACUACGAGUACCAAUGCUCAAGUUUACGACAAGCUGAAUGAGCUGCUCGACCAUGCCACGAACACGAACGGGCCAAUUCACGAAAAGCUAGAUACACUUCUUGACCACGCGAAAAAUACUGACCAGUCUGUUACGCACAUGAUGAAAUUAGAUGAGAUGCAUAAGGACAUCAUGGAGACCUCACGCAAGAUGAACGAGAUGUUUGCAGCUCAAUCCGCCCUCGUGGCGGAGAAUACAGAGCGCAGACGCCGGGAGGCCGAGGAAGCUGCAAUUGCGCUGGAGAGAAGAAAUGCGCAAAAAGAGCAGGUCGAAGCCGAAAUCGUCACUCUCAAUGAAGAGAAGGACUCUCUUCUGAGUAUAAUUAACAGACUGAAAUCCGAAAAGGAAGAACUCAUCAAACAAAACACCAAGCUUAGCAAGGAGCUAUCUAGCUUGGAGAUGGCCCUUGAGCUCCGUCACGAGGAGAUGCAGGUCAUGGAGGAUCGUGCUGAUACUCUCGAGAAACGAAUUCUGGAGGGUGUUCUUGAUCAUGCUCGCACGGUUCUCCUCAGCCGCCCAAGGGGUCUACAAAGCUUGAAUAUGAAGAAGGCUCGUGGCUCUCGCUCCCGAGGACCUAGUGCCAACAGUACCACUAGCACUGCCAAAGAUUCCCGGAGCAUCAUUGGUAGCAGUGUUGGCAUUGCAUUGAAAAAGCGAACCUCGGCUUCACCUCAGUUGGGGUCAAACACUCCAUCCAAUACAAACAAGGAGCGAAGGAUACUCAGCUUGAGCAAUGUCACUGGCAAUCGCGGCGUGCCUGAUCGAUAUGCGAGCUCGGGCAGUGGCUUUACAAAUCUGAAGCGGAGUCAUUCCGUGAAGUCCAACUACUCCAUGCGAAAAGCCUCAUGGGGCGGUCGAAGCUCGGUAGCUAACAAGGAGAACGAGAGUUUCCCAGAGGAAGACGAGAAUCAGAGCGGAGACGAAAGUGAUGCUGGUACUGAACGUAGGACCAGCUACACUGGAACAUACACGGACAGCAUGACAUACGGAACCGAGAGCGUCGUCUCCGCCGAUCGUAGAGUGAGCGCGGCCAGUUCCACGAACAUGCCCACUGCAGCCCCACACUCCAUUCCAGAAGACUCUGAAGAUGAUGAACAACAAGAGGAGGAGCACGGAACGGCGGACGAGGAUGAGGACGAUGCUCAGACGACCAAGGGAAAUGAGUCGGCGGAUGAUCAGCAGGAAGGAGAAACUGGCGCAGACGGUGAUGAUCUUGUGUCAACAAAAAUGGUACUCUAUGGACAGCACAGUGACAGUGGACUCGGUGCGGAGAUUGCAAGCGCAGCGGGCUAA
Aspergillus fumigatus Af293 is the source of this 6183-nucleotide messenger RNA. NCBI's taxonomy places the organism in Eukaryota, Fungi, Ascomycota, Eurotiomycetes, Eurotiales, Aspergillaceae. The record is from RefSeq and is a predicted model, not a curated record.